Messenger RNA from Acanthocheilonema viteae, 1245 nucleotides. Lineage: Eukaryota; Metazoa; Nematoda; Chromadorea; Rhabditida; Onchocercidae. The record is from the annotation of a GenBank genome assembly.
AUGGACAAUAAUGACUUACAAAAUAUUGACGAUGAUAAUAGCAUUCACGAAGAUGAUACAGAAUCGGAAAGUACACAGAGUAGUGAAGAUGAUCAGAGAGAGCGGAGACCUUUCGAUAUCACAUUACCAUCAACUCAUCAAUACUUACGAUUAAAUGGAAAUGAUGAUUUACCGCAUGGUUUCAAAAUAGAAGAUGCUGGAAAAGUGAUAACAGUAUCAAUUUUGGAAAUGCCAAUCGUUUUGCUACCUAUGCAGUUGCUUCCAUUCCAUACCGAUUAUCCAUUACUUGUGUCGCAGCUCCAACAUGCAGCUCAAGAAAAUGAAUAUAUAGCAUUAAAACCGAAAUUGGAUAACUUUGAUACGGAUAUUGCAACAUUAAUUCAGGUUCGAAGUUUACAAGAAAAUGAUGGUGGAAUUUCUGUGCAAGCAAUAGGCCGUCAACGUUGCCGAAUACUUAAUCGACGAUCCGCCAUUAACGGUAUGCCGUAUGGUGAGGUACUGGUUUUGGAAGAAAGAGAGUUACCACUUUUCUCUCAAGUAUUAGUGCCCACUUCGUUUGCUCAUAUGCGACCUACAAAAAGUUUACGGUAUUUUUCGGCAAUGACAUCACAUUCAUAUUACGCGUUGAAGAUAUCAUUGACGAAGCAUUAUAUUGAUGAAAUUGCCAAGUGGCUUUAUGGUUGGCAUGUGUAUGAAAAAGUUAAACGUGUUCUUUCUCAAGGACCGACGGCAUUGAGCUAUUGGGUAGCUGCAAAUUUACCAAUUGAUAUGGAAAUGCGCUUACGCUUGCUGGAUGAGCCGUGCACUGAUAGAAGAUUAAAGGAUGAAUAUGGCAUAAUUAAUCGUGUGAAUCAUUUCACCUUUCCAAGUAUCGAUGUCAUUGUUUGCAAAAAUUGUGGCACACUAUUGUGUAAUAUGUCACAAAUGAUUAGUGUAUCAACGGAGGGAAACAGUGCACAUUACGUUAAUCCAGGUGGUUAUGUACAUGAUUUAUUUACCGUAUCAGAAGUAGUUUCAACGGUACCACGCGGAACACCGUCAGACGAAUGCUCCUGGUUUCCAGGUUACAAAUGGACUAUUCGCGAAUGCUCGCAUUGUGGGCAGCAUGUUGGUUGGCGUUUUACCAGUUCAAAUUUGUCACCACGGUCGUUCUACGGUUUGACGCGACGUUCAAUUCGACCUGCUGAUUCACGACGUCCAAUUACUUCCACUAUUCAACGUAUUGAACAAUUAGCCAUUAUCUGA